AAAUGAAGCCUUCUUUUUCUUCUUUCGUCUUUUCUUAUUCUUCAUAUCAUCAUGAUAGACAGUAAUUUUAACGGUUGGUUAGGUGUUGUACUAUCGUCUACUGCUUGCGUUGUUGGAGCUUCUAUUGUAUUUAUUGAUAAACUCUCUAGCAAGUCUUUAUUAGACAGUCGGUCUUUUAUGGCUUCUUCCAUGUCAUUGGCAUCAGGCGUAUUGUUGUUUUCAUCUUUAGCCAUGUUAUUUCCACAAGCACAAGCACGACUUCAGAAUGACGCAUUAGCCUAUACCUGCUUCUUUGCGGGUGCUACUUUCACAGUCAUUUUAACCCGAAUCAUACACUCUUUAAUGCCAGACGCAAUUCAUGCCUGUGGUGAAGCAAGAGAAGACUGUCACCAUCCACAAGAAAGAGCAAAAAUCAAAAACAACCAUCCUUGCGAUAUAGAAUAUGGUUCUAUUCGAUCCAGCCAGUCUCAUUUUCGAUUUCAUCAUGAUGAGCAUGUUCAUAGCGAUGCAGCAGAAAGCUCAGACACACUCAGUGACUCACCCAGCACACAUCAACACAACAGCCACGAAUCCGUAGAACAAAUCAUGCAGAGUGAUCCUGGACAUUAUUACAGCAUUGGUAUUCAGACAGCUAUUGCUAUCUGUGUUCAUAAAUUCCCUGAGGGCUUAAUUAUGUUUAUCUCUAGUCAAGCAUCUUCGGCUUUAGGACUGAGUGUGGGUAUUGCCAUGUCAAUUCAUAACUUGACUGAAGGAUUUAUGAUUUCGUUACCUCUGUACUACGCUACACGAUCAAGGAGUACUGCGUUUACUUAUGCCGCAUUGAUGGGUGGAUUGUCACAACCAUUGGGUGCGCUCAUUGGCUUGUUUUUGAUCAAGAGCAUCUCAAAGCAUAGUGAGGAUGUCUUGUUUGGUAUCGUGUUUGGAUGUAGUAUGUUGCCUCAAGCCAUUCGUGCUGAUGUAAAGCAACAUUAUGUACUCGUCUUUUUCUUCUUGGGCAUCUUCUUAGUUGGUCUUUCAUCUGUUCUGGAAGCUAUUUAA
Messenger RNA from Gilbertella persicaria, 1038 nucleotides. RefSeq names its product Zinc/iron permease. The transcript is spliced from 4 exons. The record is from RefSeq and is a predicted model, not a curated record. NCBI's taxonomy places the organism in Eukaryota, Fungi, Mucoromycota, Mucoromycetes, Mucorales, Choanephoraceae. Gene Ontology annotation, cellular component: membrane. Gene Ontology annotation, biological process: zinc ion transmembrane transport. Bases 52 to 1038 code for a protein of 328 amino acids. Gene Ontology annotation, molecular function: zinc ion transmembrane transporter activity.